CGGCUGCGCAGUCGAUCAAAGCACGCCGUCCGAGAUCCCGCUUUUCCCAGCCCGCUCCCUGGCCGUUCUGCUCCCCACCGAUCCAUCUCGCCACCAUCCAAACACGCGCACCAUGAACGGUCUUUGGGGUCUCAACGUUGAACCUGGCAAGACUUACAGCCAGACUGUCGAGUCGGCUUUCCAGGUCACGAAUGCUGCUCUGGGCAAGACCAUCAAGGGCAAUAGCCGCACCUCCCUCUACAUUGUCGUCGACAGCGAGGAAUACGCUCUCUGCCACCUGACUCCCGGCAAGAUCGAGCAGGCCACUCUCGAUCUGGUCAUCCCCGAUGGUAGCGAAAUCACCUUCCACUCUGUCGGCGAGUCCUCCAUUGAUCUGACCGGCACCUAUGUCCCCGAGCCCGACUUUGACGAUGAGGACGGCUUUGGCGAAUUCGAUGACGAGGAGGAUGACGACGAAGAGGUCGAUGGAGAAGAGGAUGAAGAGGACGAUGAGGGCGAUGAAGACGUCGAGUUUGACGAGAUCGAUGAGGACGACGAUGAGGAUGUCGAGGACACUCCCGACGAGGCCUCCUUCAUCGCGGCCAUCCAAGAAGCCAUGGGCAAGCGCAAGGGCGUUGCCGAGAGCUCCCGCGGCCAGAAGAAGGCCAAGAUCGUCGAGUUGACCGACGAGGACCUUGCCAAGGAGGCUGCCGCGCAGAAGAAGAAGGAGGACGAGCAGAAGAAGAAGGACGAGCAGAAGAAGAAGGACGAGCAGAAGAAGAAGGAUGAACAAAAGAAGAAGGAUGAACAAAAGAAGAAGGAUGAGCAAAAGAAGAAGGAGGCUGCCCCCAAAGAGACUCCUCAGAAGGACUCCAAAAAGGUCAGCCUUCCCUCCGGCCUUGUCUACGAAGAUAUCGAGGCUGGCAACGGCGCCCGUGCCAAGAACGGCAAGAAGGUCUCCAUGCGCUACAUUGGCCGCUUCCCCAACAACGGAAAGGUCUUUGACUCGAACACCAAGGGUGCUCCCUUCAAGUUCCGUCUCGGCGCUGGCGAGGUCAUCAAGGGCUGGGACAUUGGCAUUCAGGGUAUGCAGGUCGGCGGAUCCCGCAAGCUCACCAUUCCCCCCGCCUUGGCCUAUGGCAAGCGCGGCGCUCCCCCGGACAUUCCCAGCAACGCCACCCUUGAGUUUGAGGUCAAGCUGCUCGCCAUCGACUAAGCUAAACCACGUCGGCGGUCUUGCCCCAACGUCUCUCCCCCCCCCACUUUGCGCUUUUGACACUAUUUUCUUUCGCUCGAGUUCUAAGCCUCAGAAGCUGUGUGGAUGGUCUCCUGCUGUGCGGCUCCGUUGGUGUAGAAACCGCUGCUCCUGUGGCACACCCAUGGUUGCUUUGUUCACCGAAUCGGCCCAUCAGCGGCGUUUGCUUCUGUGUGUCUCUUCGAGCCCCGGCACAUACAACUCUGCUGGGUUAUCCGGGCAGCUCCAAAUACAUGCCAUUCUUUCAUUGCGA
This is a messenger RNA of Polychytrium aggregatum, 1487 nucleotides long. RefSeq lists its product as uncharacterized. The coding region runs from base 113 to 1195 and encodes 360 amino acids. Gene Ontology annotation, cellular component: chromatin; nucleolus. The record is from RefSeq and is a predicted model, not a curated record. The transcript has 5 exons. Gene Ontology annotation, molecular function: macrolide binding; peptidyl-prolyl cis-trans isomerase activity. Lineage: Eukaryota; Fungi; Chytridiomycota; Chytridiomycetes; Polychytriales.